Molecule: messenger RNA, 3720 nt
Organism: Rotaria sp. Silwood2
Lineage: Eukaryota; Metazoa; Rotifera; Eurotatoria; Philodinida; Philodinidae
Source: the annotation of a GenBank genome assembly
AUGGUAGCAGGAAGACGUACAAAAUUACUCAUCAACUCAGGAGCAUCGCUCACGCUAAUUAAUCUUCAAUUUUUUCUCCAGCUUCCACAACAUUAUCGUCAGCGAGCACAACCUCCCCCUCCAAAUUUAUGUCUCCAAUUGGCGGAUAGAUCACAACUGUAUGUCAAAUAUACCCUGCCACUUCCAAUUACCAUCUCAAACUCAACACGUGUACAUAGAAUCUACGUGGUUCCAAAAUUAUGGCGCUCAUGUAUUAUUGGAAAUGAUCUCAUUCGUAAACAUAACCUUCAAAUAGACGGCGGAUGUCAAUAUGCGUAUUUCAAAUCAAAGAAGAGAAACGAACAGCUGGAACAGAAAAGAAAAGAAACAGUCAACAAUGACGAUAAUUAUGUGCUGAUUGCCAAUGAACGCAUUAAAAUUCCAUCUUGUCAUGCAUUUAACAUUGAAGUUAAAUCAAACAAGCCAUUCUUAAUUACAGAAGAUGAUGAAGAAAAUGAAUACGAAGUAACAUCAAUAAAAGAAACACCAUGUGUAGCUAAUGGCAUUAUAACACCACGGGAAUACAUGACACUACAGGUGGCCAACUUAUCAGAAGGAACGAUUAUAAUCUAUAAAAAUCAGCCACUUGCGACAAUGACACGUCUUAAUCAGACACAAAUAAAUAUGAUGCAACAUGGAACGAUAUCAUCAGCAAUAAAACAGACGACAUCAAGAGCAGAUAAUGAAUUAACUUUAAUCAACACCGAUUUAGAUGAGCAUCAAAAAGAAAAAAUAAAUCAACUCAUUCACAAGUUUCCUGAUGUGUUUAAUGAACAACCAGGAAGAACGAAAAAAUUACAACAUCAAAUUAAUUUAGUUCCCAAUGCACAACCAUUUAAUUCACCACCAUUUAGAUAUGCACCAACGAGAAAACAAGUUAUCGAACAAAACUUAAACGAAAUGUUAGAUCAAGAAAUUAUCUCACCAUCAACAAGUCCAUGGGCAUCACCAGUUAUAUUGGUACCAAAAAAAGACGGAAAUUUACGUUUUUGUAUAGACUAUCGAAAAUUAAACGCAGGAACAAUUCGUGAUGCAUAUCCACUGCCAAGAAUAGAUGAUACAUUAGAUUCACUACAACAAGCAAAAUUUGUAUCCACACUUGAUUUACGCUCCGGAUAUUGGCAGGUGGAAAUGAAUAAAGAUUCAAGACAAAAAACUGCCUUUGUAACACAUAAAGGUCUAUUUGAAUUUAACGUUAUGCCAUUCGGAUUAACAAAUGCACCAGCAACAUUCCAACGAUUAAUGGACAUAGUAUUAGCCGGUCUCAAGUGGCAAUGCUGCCUCGUUUACAUUGAUGAUGUGGUCAUUUUCUCUCCAACAUUUGAACAACAUGUGACGGAUUUAGAAAAAGUCUUUCAAGCUCUUCGAUCCGCCAAUCUGACAUUGAAAGCAUCAAAAUGCCAAUUCUGUCGUCGAGAAAUGCGUUAUUUGGGACACAUUAUCACGCAAAAUGGCAUUAAACCAGAUCCAGAUUUAAUCAAAUCGGUAACAAAUUUUCCUCAGCCGAAGAAGAUCAAAGAUGUUCAAUCAUUCUUAGGUUUAACUGGUUAUUAUCGUCGAUUCAUCAAGGAGUACUCAAAAAUAGCGGAACCACUAUUACAACAGCUGCGAAACUCUCAAAAAGGCAACCAUCAAUUGAGAUGGUCAAAAGAAUGCACCAACGCCUUUGAAACAUUAAAAAGAAGAUUAACAAACGCGCCAAUUAUGAAUACGCCAAAUUUCGAACAACCGUUCAUAUUGGAACUCGACGCAUGUGAAUAUGGCUUGGGGGCAAUAUUAACACAAGAAUACGAUGAAAAGAAAUAUGUAAUAGCUUAUGCAAGCCGAACAUUAUCAACAGCCGAACGAAAAUAUGGAGCAACAGAACGAGAAGCAUUAGCCAUUGUGUGGGCAACAAAAUAUUUUCGUCCAUACCUCGAAGGAAAUAAAAUUUAUGUUAGAUCAGAUUGUAAAGCAUUAGAAUGGAUGCGAACGGCGAAAGAUGUAACAGGUCGAUUAGCCCACUGGGCGAUGCAAUUAUCCGCGUAUCAAAUCGAAGAAAUCAAAUAUCGUCCUGGGAAACUAAACGCUAACGCCGACUCGUUAUCACGCAAUCCACUACCAGCUGAUGAUAUUAAUCAACACGAAGUGUCAACAAUAGAAACAGCUGUUAACCUAUGGCAAAAUACAAAUAUUCUUAAUGAUAUAAAAAAAGAACAAGAAGCCGACCCGAAAGUAAAACCAAUUAUUGAACUCUUAAAAAAAAAGUCAACGUUAGAAUUUAAUGACAGACGUAAUCCACAUGUUCUCGUAAAUGGAUUACUGUACAAAAUUAAAAACUCAAAGAAACAUUAUAAUCAACGUGUUGUGGGGGAAAAACAUUUACUGAUCAUUCCGAAAACAAUGCAAAAUGAACUACUAAGAUGGGCUCAUGAUCAUCCAACAGCUGGACACGGUGGUCAGCAAAAAACAUUAUUUAGAUUGUCGACAAAAGUAUACUGGAAAUCAAUGAGAAAAUACAUAUUUAAUUAUAUAGCCGCAUGUCAAGCAUGUCAACAAUUCAAAUACAAUAACGCUCCAACAUCAAACCCAAUGCAAAUGCAUUUAGUGAAUGAACCGUGGCACACAAUUGGUAUGGAUAUUAUGGGAACCUUACCGACCACGACAAGACAAAAACGAUUUCUUCUCGUUGUGGUAGACUAUUUUACUCGUUGGAUCGAACUAUUCCCAAUGAAAUCAACUACAUCUAAUGAUAUAGCGAAUAUCCUCACGAACGAAAUAUUCUCAAGAUAUGGGUUACCAAAACACAUCGUAUCGGAUAAUGGUCCUCAAUUCGUCUCGAACUUAUUCAAAAAUUUCUGUAAUAUAUUGGGAAUCAAACAAAAUUUAACUGCAAAUUACCACCCGCAGAGCAAUAUGACGGAACGUGUGAAUAGAACAUUAAAACCGUUAAUUGCCAUAUAUGCUCAACAACGACCCAACUCAUGGGACAGCGAAAUUCAAAAAUUAGCCUUCGCAAUCAGAACAGCAGUUAACGAUACAACAGGUGAAACUCCAGCGUUUAUGAUGUUCGGUCGAGACCCCAGAGGUCCGCUUGAUUUACUAGUUGGUGAAACAACAGAAGAACCACAACCAGCAACUAUUGAACAGGGACAAAUUCAAGAAUACAAAAAGAAUUUAAUCAAUAAUCUACGAUGGGCCUUUAAGAUGGUUAAGGAACAUUCAGAAAUAGAAAAAUUGAAACAAAAAGAAAAAUACGACCGACAUACAACUCAAAGACAAUACAACGAAGGCGAUCUUGUAUGGGUGGCGAAUCCGACAGCUCAUAUCGGAGAAAAUUCAAUGGGUGGAAAAUUACAACCACAUUAUCAUGGUCCAUGCCGCUUGAUCAAACAACUAUCACCAAACACUUUCACAAUACAUCGCUUGAGUGAUAAUGUGAAUUUGGGUGCAACGAAUAUAGAUCGUCUCAAACCAUAUAUCGUAUUAAACAGAAACAGCCGAAGUACUAUUAAAACGACAAAUGAUCAAUUAGCCCGCGAAGGACAGACAGAAACGUCAAUCAACAAUGAUGAAUCACGGCUCGCCAAUUUAUAUCUACAAAAGAUGAAAAAGAAUGAACAGCCAACGAGCAUUAAUUCAUCACAGCGUCGAGUGUCAAAUCGUCACCGCAGGGUGCCGAUACGCUACACUGAAAAUUAA